Molecule: messenger RNA, 1204 nt
Organism: Chaetomium strumarium
Lineage: Eukaryota; Fungi; Ascomycota; Sordariomycetes; Sordariales; Chaetomiaceae
Product: mitochondrial carrier domain-containing protein
Exons: 2
Coding region: 287-1204 (305 amino acids)
Biological process (GO): mitochondrial L-ornithine transmembrane transport
Cellular component (GO): mitochondrion
Molecular function (GO): L-ornithine transmembrane transporter activity
Source: RefSeq, a predicted model, not a curated record
GUCAAACAGGCAUUGAAUGACAAAGCCGGGGAUAGGCGAGCCGACACCGGCACCGAUUUCCGUCCCGCCCAGGUUUUGACUCUCUGGGGACGGUCAGUCACAGCAAUAAGGCGGGUUUGACUUAUUGAGACGAUCAAUUUGCUCUCACCACUCACAGACCGCUGCCUGGUUGGUGACAUACCUACUACUACUGGCUCGGAGCUUGUGCAAGGACGGUAAUCGGGCGUUGAGGGGUUGUUUGUCUGGGGGUGCACGCCGUCGCCGACAGACACGAAGACAGCAGACGAUGGCCGACUCAGCAGCCGACGUCGAAGCCUGGGAGGGCUCCGGGUCUUCCUCGGCAGCGCAGACAGCAAAGGAUCUGUUUUCCGGCGCAGCGGGGGGUAUCGCACAGGUCCUCAUCGGCCAACCCUUCGACAUCGUAAAAGUCCGCCUCCAAACCUCUACCACCUACCCCUCCGCCUUCUCCGCAGCGACCUCGAUCUGGCGGCACGAAGGGCCCCUAGCCUUCUACAAGGGCACGCUCACCCCGCUACUGGGCAUCGGCGCGUGCGUGUCCAUCCAGUUCGGCGCGUUCCACUCGGCCCGCCGAUGGUUGGAGCAACGCAAGGAACGGGGAAAGGGGCUAGGAUACGGCGAGUACUACGCCGCGGGCGCCUUCGCGGGCAUCGCCAACACAGUGCUGUCGUGCCCGAUCGAGCACGUGCGCAUCCGGCUGCAGACCCAGCCGCACGGCGCGGCCAGGUUAUAUAACGGGCCGUGGGACUGCGUGCGCAAGCUGUCCGCACAGGGAGGGGUUGGGGGCGGGGUGUACCGGGGCACGGCGAUCACGCUGCUCCGGGAGGCACAGGCGUACGGGGUGUGGUUCCUCGCUUUUGAGUGGCUCAUGAAUGCCGAUGCGACGAGGAAUAAGAUCGAGCGGAAGGACGUUCCGAGUUACAAGGUGGCGUUUUACGGCGGGCUGGCCGGAGAGGCGCUGUGGUUGGGCAGCUAUCCGUUCGAUGUGGUCAAGAGCAAGAUGCAGACGGACGGGUUUGGGGAGCAGCAGAGGUAUAAGACGAUGCGGGACUGCUUCAGGCAGACGUGGCAGGCGGAGGGAAUGAGAGGGUUCUGGAAGGGGAUCGGGCCGACGUUGCUGAGGGCGAUGCCCGUGAGCGCGGGGACGUUUGCCGUGGUGGAGAUGACCAUGCGGGCGAUCAACUGA